Mus musculus (house mouse) is the source of this 3828-nucleotide messenger RNA. It is a transcript of the gene Lat2, whose product is annotated as linker for activation of T cells family, member 2. Gene Ontology annotation, molecular function: SH2 domain binding. Lineage: Eukaryota; Metazoa; Chordata; Mammalia; Rodentia; Muridae. The transcript is spliced from 13 exons. Gene Ontology annotation, cellular component: membrane raft; plasma membrane. Gene Ontology annotation, biological process: B cell receptor signaling pathway; calcium-mediated signaling; B cell activation. The record is from RefSeq and is a predicted model, not a curated record. The coding region runs from base 2452 to 3063 and encodes 203 amino acids.
GGGCUACACAGAGAGAGAAACCCUGUCUCAAAACAAACAAAAAAGAACUAACGUACAAAGAAAUAGAUGUAAUAAAGACAAUUUGGGUUUUUUUGUUUGGUUGGUUUGGAUUGGUUUUUCGAGACAGGGUUUCUCUGUAUAGUCCUAGCUGUCCUGGAACUCACCAUAGUGGCCUCUAACUCAGAAAUCCACUUGCCUCUGCCUCCCGAGUGCUGGGAUUAAAGGCGUGCGCCACCACGCCCGGCUGACAAUUUGGUUUUUAAAAAGUAGAUGACACAGUCUGCAUAAAUCUGAGUUCAAGGCCAGCCUGCUCUACAGAGUGAGUCUCAAGACAGCCAGGGCUACACAGAAACUCGGUCUCAAAGAAACUAAAAUGUGGAAGACACCAAGACUGACUUCUGGCCUCUACAUUCACCCACUACCACCACCCACACACAGAGGCAGCUUGUCUAUCCAGCUGUCUCUGGCACAGUGGUCCUUUGUUCCAUCUGCCAUCUUUAUUCCCGUCUUUCUCCCUGUAUCCUCUGUCCCUUAUCUCUUUUAUCUGCCGGUUAGUAUUUGUUCUAUGGGAUUCCACUGCCCUAAUCUCUCUCUCUGAUCCCCAUUCUCAGAUGCCUGUGGAUGCUGGAAGGAUUCUAGCUUCCUCUUACCUGUGGUUGUCAGCGUCUACAUAUCUGCCUCUCUGUCUUUCUGGUCCUCUCCUGACCUGUGCAUCUGUGUGUGUGUGUCCCCAUCUCUGGUGUCUGACUGUGGCACGUGCGUGAGUGUGUACAUGUCCCUCGAAACUCCGUCCUCUCCAUGUCUGUGUCCAUGUGAACUCUGGGGUUGACUCUCUACCCGUCGAUCACUGUAGCCCUCCCUCCUCCAUGUGACCUUGCUCUGUGGUGGGCAUGUACUGUGUGUGCUUGGCUUUCAGUCUGCCCGUGCCUGUGCCCAUCUCUCACUUCCCAUUUUCCCUAUGUCUGUUUUCUUUUUUAUUGCCUCUCCACCCCCAGGAGUGUGUGCACAUACAUGUGCAUGUGUGUGCACAUGCACACUGCACAUAAGCCUGUGUGUAUGUACAUAUGCAUCAGAGGACAACUAGACACUCACUUCAUGGUUCCUGGUGAUAGGAACCCUGGUUCCUCUGGUUCCAAGUUGUCCAGCUUGGUGGAACGUGCCAUUACCCAGGGAGUCUUUUUUGAGACAGGGUCUCACUGUAGCUGUCCUAGCUUAUAUAGACCAGGCUGGCCUCAAACUCAGAGCUCUGCCUGCUUCUGCUUCCCAAGUGCAGGCAUUUAACAGCACACACCACCAUGCCCAGCUUUAACUUCGCUUUGUAUCUCUGCAUCUUUUUCUGUCUCUGCUCCACCCACUUUGUCAUUAACCACCCUAGUAGUCUGGCCGAGGCGGAUGUAGAGGAGAUGAUUCAGUAGUGACAGGAAGCCAACUGCCUUGCCCACUGCUCACCAGAGUCAGUGGUGUUGGCAUCAGCUUGGGCAGGUGUGCGGCACAAGAUGAAGGGGCCAUGGUGAGGAGCCCUCACCCUCAGGUAAGCCUUUCCCAGGGGUGCUCCCCUGUUGUGCUACACCCCACAAGACCCUUAGGGAUAGACGGAGCGGAAGCCGAGAUACCUGAUACCUCCCACCCUGGCCUAGUGCUGUGGCCCUUAAGGAAAGCCUAUGCAGGGCUCCAGGCACCCACUUAUCUAUCAUUGGCUUCCCAAACCCCUAGCCUCUGAGACCCCCCAAGAAGCCCCUAGGGUGGUUCUGUCACUACCAGUGACUGGAGAGGGCCAGCUAAGAGCCAGAGAUGUGAGAUUCUCCCGCCCGUUGAGGGUUGGCUAAUGCCACAGGCCUGUGUAUGGAACUUGGAUGCUUUGGGGAACUGUGCCCAAGCCCUGUUCCAGCCAGGAGGAAGUUGCUAUCCCCAGAAGUCCAUCCAGGCCUGAGCCAGCUUGUACUUUCUGACAGAUAAUCCUUGUAACGUUGGUGGGCUCCUUGGUUCCGGCUUUGAACAGGUGGCCCAGAUUGACCAGGGACAAGGCCUGCCAGACCUCUGUACAUAGACAUACUCACAUAUGUACGUGAACAGUCGCCCGCUGGCCUCCAGUAGGUGUCUUCAGGGUCUUCUCUCCGCCUCAUUUGAAGGCCCAAGUUAUUUGGUCAGACUGGGUACUGUACACUCCUCCAUCAGGGCAUUAGGAAUGCUGAGGUGGGGAGACCCUAAGUUCAAGGCCAGGCAGUACUCCAUUGUGAGGCCCUGCCGCAAAGGCUCAAACCACAGAAAUGUUAUUCAGCUAAGCCUGCAGGCCUCAGAGUAGCACCCCAUGAAUAAAGCCAUCCCUGGUGUGAGACGGGUCAUGUACUUCAUCCAACAGACCCUCAUGGCCUUUUUACCCCGAAGAACGAGCUGCCGCAGUGAUCACUCACGAAGGGCCACUGAGCCUUACAGCCUCUUCCCCAAGCCAACAUGAGUGCCGAGCUGGAGCUGCUGUGGCCGGUGUCGGGAUUAUUGCUGCUGCUGUUGGGGGCCACAGCCUGGCUGUGUGUCCACUGCUCCCGUCCAGGAGUGAAGAGAAAUGAGAAAAUCUACGAGCAGAGGAACCGGCAAGAAAAUGCACAGAGCUCAGCUGCGGCUCAGACAUACUCCCUGGCCAGGCAGGUGUGGCCAGGACCCCAGAUGGACACAGCUCCAAACAAGUCAUUUGAAAGGAAGAACAAGAUGCUGUUCUCCCACCUUGAGGGUCCUGAGUCCCCUAGGUACCAGAACUUCUACAAAGGAAGUAACCAGGAGCCUGAUGCUGCCUAUGUAGACCCCAUCCCUACAAACUACUACAACUGGGGAUGUUUCCAGAAGCCCUCAGAAGACGACGAUUCCAACUCCUACGAGAAUGUGCUCGUCUGCAAGCCCAGCACCCCCGAGUCAGGUGUCGAGGACUUUGAGGAUUACCAGAACUCAGUAUCCAUCCAUCAGUGGCGAGAGUCCAAGAGGACUAUGGGUGCACCAAUGUCCCUAUCAGGAAGCCCAGAUGAGGAGCCAGACUAUGUGAAUGGGGAUGUGGCCGCAGCAGAGAACAUCUAGGAGAGAACCAAUCAAUCGGAAGGAAGAAGGGCCCGAGGAUGGGGGAUCUGAGCGGGAACUGAAGCCUUUACUGCCUGCUGAAUAAAGCCUGUUCUCCAGGGAUGCUCAAGUUUCACACCCUGGCCGUGGCUGCUCCACAGCCUGGGAGACACUGGGCAUCGCCAGAGCCCCAACCCUCAAGUGAUGCCCUGGACUUCUUUGGGGGCAAAGCAAGUGCCCAGAGGAUAUAGACUGUGCUGACUGGAAGCCCAAGACCUGAGGCAAGAUGUGUCCCCAGUCUCACAUCUAAAAUGAGGCACAACAGUGGCAUUUGUGGGUUUUGUUUUUGUUUUGGCUGCAGGAUCUCACUAAGUUACUCAGGCUGAUCUCAAACUUGUAACCCUCAGUCCUAGUGUUGGGAUUGCGGCAUACCAGUUUUUUUUUUUCCUUUCUUUGUUUGGACCUCAGAUUACUUAUGUCGACUUCUAGGACUGUUGCUAUGACUCUUUUUGUGGUUAACUGAAGUUGCUGGAGUCGUAUUUAAUAUUGUCAAUGUCAGGGGGUUCCCUGUCUCAGAGCAUUAUGUGUACUAACUGUAGCAGAGGAAUGGGGUGUGGGGUAACCUGGGAUCGCUUUGGUUUCUUAGUGGGCUCCAGUUUGUUCUGAUCUUUCAUUCCUGCGGGGACCUUGUGCGUCGGUGAUAGGGAAAUAAAACUGCCCCCUCACCAAACACCAAUAAACCCUGUGAGUGUGAGAGCAGGCGCUGCACACAUGCCUUUGUUUAAA